Molecule: messenger RNA, 987 nt
Organism: Perognathus longimembris pacificus (Pacific pocket mouse)
Lineage: Eukaryota; Metazoa; Chordata; Mammalia; Rodentia; Heteromyidae
Product: homeobox protein Nkx-2.5-like
Exons: 2
Coding region: 1-987 (328 amino acids)
Biological process (GO): cell differentiation; regulation of transcription by RNA polymerase II
Cellular component (GO): nucleus
Molecular function (GO): DNA-binding transcription factor activity, RNA polymerase II-specific; RNA polymerase II cis-regulatory region sequence-specific DNA binding
Source: RefSeq, a predicted model, not a curated record
AUGUUCCCCAGUUCCACGCUCACACCCACCCCGUUCUCGGUCAAAGACAUCCUGAACUUGGAGAUCCAGCAACAACAGCAGCAGCGCAGCCUGGCCGCCCGGGAGCCCCCCGUGCGCCCCGAGGCCGCCCUGGCGCCCUCCUCCUGCAUGCUGGCCGCCUUCAAGCCCGAGGCCUGCGCCGGGCCCGGGGCGCCCGCGCCCGGCCUCCUUCCGGAGCUGCGCGCCGCCGCCGCCGCGCUGGGCCCGGCGCCUUCGCCGCCUCCCAAGUGCGCCCCUGCCUUUCCGGACGCCCCAACGUUCUAUCCACGCGCCUACGGCGACCCGGAGCCGGCCAAGGACCCCCGAGCGGAUAAGAAAGAGCCGGAGCCGGAGCGGGCCCGGGCGCGCCGGCGGCGGCGGCCCCGCGUGCUCUUCUCGCAGGCGCAGGUGUACGAGCUGGAGCGGCGCUUCAAGCAGCAGCGCUACCUGUCCGCCCCGGAGCGCGACCAGCUGGCCAGCGUGCUGAAGCUCACGUCCACGCAGGUCAAGAUCUGGUUCCAGAACCGUCGGUACAAGUGCAAGAGGCAGCGCCAGGACCAGACUCUGGAGCUGGUGGGGCUGCCGCCCCCGCCGCCGCCGCCGCCGCCGCCUCCACCGCCGGCCGCCCGGAGGAUCGCGGUGCCCGUGCUGGUGCGCGACGGGAAGCCGUGCCUGGCGGACUCGGCGCCCUACGCGCCCGCCUACGGCGUGGGCCUCAACGCCUACGGCUACAACGCCUACCCCGCUUACCCCGCCUACGGCGCCGCCGCCGCCCCGGCCUGCGCGCCCGCCUACGGCUGCGCCGCCGCCUACCCCGCCGCGCCCGCCGCCCAGCCCGGCGCCAACGCCGCCGCCAACGGCUUCGUGAACUUGGGCGGCAUCGGGGACUUGAACGCCGCCGUGCCCAGCCCUGGGAUGGCGCAGGGCAGCCCCGGGGUGUCCUCGCUGCACGGUAUCCGGGCCUGGUAG